UGGAUUUCAGGAUGAUGCUGUUACGAACUUUGAAUAUUACGUUACCGUCCUUGGGAUGACGUCUGGAACUGUUAGUAUCAAAGAGCUGACUAUCCCACAGCUUCAAGAUCUUGUACGGCAAUUUGAGCAGAAAAUUCAGUUUAUAUCUGCUUCUAUACAACAGCUCAAGUCUCUCCAGGCUCAGUUCGUUGCCUCCAAAAAUUGUCUGGGUGAGCUUACCACAGAAAAAGAAAAUAAAGAUAUUCUUGUCCCUUUAACUUCAACCUUGUGUGUUCCUGGGAAACUUGCUGAUCCUUCACAUGUGCUUGUGGAUAUUGGUACUGGUUACUAUGUUGAAAUGACCGUUCCAGAAGCUGAAAGUCACUUUUCCCGUCGGGUAGAAUUUAUCAAUAAACAAAUAAGGAAGAUUUUGCCUGUUCUGGAGGAAAAAACGCAGGCACAUAAAUCUAUUUCAGACGUUCUGGAUGCUAAAAUUCAAGAGUUUAUCAAAGUCCGGUCAGCAGCGUGUUCUUGAAUAGUUGACGUAUGCUUUCAGGUUCCUUUUUUAAGGAUCCAUUCGCUUUACUGGUUUCUUGUAUUUACAAUUAACAUUCAUGCCUGAUUGUGUAUUUUAUUAUUGAAAACUCAGAAUGUGUUUUUUGUCCAGGACAUUGUGUCUCCCAACAAUGUCAAUAUGUGGAAAACUAAAAAUCUUGUAAAUACAUGUUCUGGUGUUCUUCCUAA
This is a messenger RNA of Schistosoma margrebowiei, 723 nucleotides long. The record is from the annotation of a GenBank genome assembly. NCBI's taxonomy places the organism in Eukaryota, Metazoa, Platyhelminthes, Trematoda, Strigeidida, Schistosomatidae.